Messenger RNA from Wasmannia auropunctata (little fire ant), 686 nucleotides. RefSeq lists its product as uncharacterized. NCBI's taxonomy places the organism in Eukaryota, Metazoa, Arthropoda, Insecta, Hymenoptera, Formicidae. The transcript is spliced from 3 exons. The annotation marks the transcript as partial. The record is from RefSeq and is a predicted model, not a curated record.
UUUCUAGGAUAUUCGUACGAGCCGUACAGAGUUUCGUCCCGAAUCGUUACUCUUAUGUUAUUGCUGACCUCGCUGAGUCUCUAUGCGGCUUAUACAGCGAAUAUCGUGGGUUUGCUGCAGUCUACCACGGAUUCUAUCAAAACUCUAUCGGAUCUCCUGAACAGUCCUUUAAAGCUGGGCGCGAUGGAUAUAAUAUACAACAAACAUUAUUUCAAGUCCUUUCAAGAUCCGGUUAGGAAGGCGAUCCUGAAACAGGAAAUUGAGCCGAAAGGACGCAAAUCUAAUUGGAUGUCCAUAGAGGAGGGUGUACGUCGCAUGAGAAACGAACUCUUCGCAUUCCACGGUGAGAUUGGUGUGGUUUAUCAACUUAUGCAAAACACAUAUUUUGAGGAGGAGAAGUGCGGUUUAACCGAAAUCGAUUUCCUAAAUGUCCUAUAUCCGCUCUUCGUGAUCCAAAAACAAUCACCUUACUUGGAGAUAAUAAAAACUGGAGCUCUAAAAUUACGAGAAUACGGACUCAAGUAUCGCGAGGAGUAUCGCUUGUACACGAGAAAACCAGUGUGCGCGAGUCAGACCAGCUUCAUCACUAUCGGAUUCACAGAAUGUUACUUCGCGCUGGUCACAAUGGGCUACGGGAUACUCUUCUCGGUAAUCGUGUUGGCGUUCGAGUUAUUGUGGCACAAGAG